Messenger RNA from Carcharodon carcharias (great white shark), 4670 nucleotides. Its product is annotated as band 4.1-like protein 1. Gene Ontology annotation, cellular component: cytoskeleton; plasma membrane. The transcript has 24 exons. Gene Ontology annotation, molecular function: actin binding; structural molecule activity. Bases 334 to 3222 code for a protein of 962 amino acids. The record is from RefSeq and is a predicted model, not a curated record. Gene Ontology annotation, biological process: cortical actin cytoskeleton organization. Lineage: Eukaryota; Metazoa; Chordata; Chondrichthyes; Lamniformes; Lamnidae.
CACCACCUGCUAAAUUGAUUUUUGGGCUGCAGAGACCAUUUGGAACUAAUAGAGAUUCAAAGGACGAUCCACAAUAUCAUUUAUUGGCUGAGAUAUGUCUGUAUGUCAAGUCCUGCUGAAGUCACAAAAGUGGUGUUUCCUUUGAUCCACUGCCAGCUUUUAAAGACAGUUCUUCAGAAUUUACCCUCAAUACUGAGCAACAAGAAAAACAAGUAAGGCACUGAAUCCCAGCUCUGGCAGUGUGCCACAGCUAGCCCUACUGUGAAGGGGCAUCCGGGCACUCUGGAAGCAGCCGUUCUUCUGACAACCACAUGUAUAGAAUAAAUUGCAACUAUGGCUACGGAAUCUGGCACGGAUUCUGAGUUGGCAAAUGUUCAGCAGGAACCCCCUCAGGAGGAGCAGCAACCUGUUGUGCAACAAGAGAUGGCAGCCAUUAAAGAACAAAUGCCAGCAGACACCAACACAAACCAGCAGGAGCAGAAUGCUGAGAAAGAUAAAAAAACAGAAAACAUUCCAAAGGUAGUUGAAGAGCUGGAUGUUGGAGAAACUGAUGAUGACAAAACUUCAGAAAGGACAACACCUGGCAAAACCCCUAAAUCUCCAUUAAAAGGAUCCAAAAAACCAAAGACCAUGCCUUGCAAGGUGACCCUUCUGGAUGGCACAGAAUUUGAGUGUGAAGUGGAGAAACGUGCUAAGGGCCAAGUGCUAUUUGAUCUGGUCUGUGAGCACCUCAACCUGCUGGAGAAGGAUUAUUAUGGACUGACAUUCUGUGACUCUGAAAGCCAGAAGAAUUGGCUGGACCCAUCAAAAGAUAUAAAGAAACAAAUCCGAAGUGGCCCUUGGCAUUUUGCAUACACAGUGAAGUUCUAUCCCCCAGAUCCAACCCAGCUCUCUGAAGAUAUAACAAGGUAUUACCUAUGUCUGCAGCUGAGAGAUGAUAUUAUUUCUGGGCGGCUGCCUUGCUCUUUUGUUACACAUGCUCUAUUGGGUUCGUACACUGUUCAGGCAGAACUGGGAGAUUAUGAUCCUGAGGAAUAUGGACCUGAUUAUGUCAGUGAAAUUCGCUUUGCACCAAAUCAGACAAAAGAACUCGAGGAAAGGGUGGUAGAACUGCAUAAGACUUACAGGGGCAUGACACCAGGAGAAGCGGAAAUGAACUUUUUGGAAAAUGCUAAGAAGCUGUCUAUGUACGGUGUCGACUUGCAUCAUGCAAAGGACUCUGAAGGAAUUGACAUCAUGCUUGGUGUUUGUGCAAAUGGUCUUCUAAUCUACAGAGACCGGUUAAGAAUAAACCGCUUUGCCUGGCCCAAGAUUCUCAAGAUUUCAUACAAAAGGAGCAACUUCUACAUUAAAAUCAGACCUGGAGAAUAUGAACAGUUUGAAAGUACCAUCGGUUUCAAGCUUCCAAAUCACCGAGCUGCCAAGAGACUCUGGAAAGUCUGCAUCGAACACCACACAUUCUUCAGACUUGUGUCCCCUGAACCGCCUCCAAAGGGAUUCCUUGUAAUGGGCUCAAAGUUCCGUUAUAGUGGCCGCACACAGGCUCAAACAAGGCAAGCCAGUGCUUUAAUAGAUCGUCCUGCACCCUAUUUUGAACGCUCCUCAAGCAAAAGAUAUACAAUGUCAAGGAGUCUAGAUGGAGAGUUUUUCCGUCCAGCUUCAGUUGGGGAAAACCAUGAUGCGCUUCUGAAGGAGUCAACGAAAGAUGCAAGCGAGACUUCAAGGACAGAGACUCCAGACACAACAAAGUCAGACAGCAAGAAAUCCUCUCAAAAGUCAGAAAAAACAGAUGAAGUAACCACACCAACAAAAAUUAAAGAAAUGAAGUUCCUGGACAAAUCGGAAGAUGUACUAUUGAAGCACCAGGCCAAUAUCAAUGAACUAAAACGGACUUUACAGGAAUCCACUAAUAUUAAGCUCAGUCAUGGUGACCGAGAAAAGAAAUUAACCACUUCCCCAUCUUCAUCGAAACCUAAAGACAAAGAGCAAGAAGAGUCUGAGAAGCUCAAAGAGUCUGCGAGGGCUGAAGAGGAGGCGAAGGAAGAGCCUGCUUCUCAAGUGGGUGCCAUUGCCUUAUCUCUGGAAGCUUCAGCAAAGAAAAGUCUUGCAUCUUCCCCUGAGACUAAACCUGCUGCUCAUGAAUGUGCCUUGGAAGACAGGGAAGUAAAAUCUUCACAGGAAACUUCAAAAUCUCCAGGGAAAUCACCAGUAAAAGGGGAGACGUUAGAAGGUCCUGUUACUUCAGUAAAUAUCACACAGGAGGCGUUAUCUCCACAUAAACUACAUGAUGAAGAAUCUGACAAAUCCCAGAGCACUGAAACAAAGCAGGAACCACAAAAGAGGUCUACGGUAGCUAAACAAGAAUCUGAGGAAGUCAUGGAGCAGAUGCAAGAACUUGUGGCCCAGCCAUUGGUGACAAAGGAGACAUGUGUGGAGGUUGAACACAAACAUUCAAACAUCCCUACAAAUUCCUCUGAAUAUAUUGAAGCUGAGAAAGAAUUUACAGUACCAGGUAAAGUUGAAGUUGAUGGAGUAUUAGAAGUGAGGAAGCUAUCAACGCAAACUAAGAUGGCUAAACGAGAAAGAACAGACAGUGCCACCUCUGAACCUGAUGUCAGUACUCUGCCUGCUAAAAGUACUGAAAGACAACCUGCUCAAGAGGAUGGGAAGGACCAACAUAAGAACAUUGACCACAAAUUUGAAGACUCUGAAGAAAAACCUCAACAGGAGGAUAUCAAAACAAAAGCUGGACUACCACAUGAUGCACCUACUGUAAAGACAGAAACUUCCUCCAAAGAAACAUCUUCAUCACUUGAGACAAAAGCCAGCACCAAAACCACCCAGCUUACCGAUAGUUCAGGCCUAGCGAAUGAAGCUGUAACAAGUUCUCAAAGCACCGUCUCAGAAACUGUGUCCACAUCAUUUGUUGACAGUGGCAGUGGAGCUACAAAUGUAACAGGCUCCCAGUCAGUUACUUCGGAAACCAUAUCUACAUCAACCACUACUCAUAUCACUAAGUCAGUGAAAGGAGGAUUUUCAGAAACGAGGAUUGAGAAAAGAAUCAUCAUCACAGGAGAUGCCGAUGUUGACCAAGACCAGGCUCUGGCUCUUGCAAUUAAGGAAGUAAAACAACAGCAUCCCGACAUGCUUGUGACAAAAGCAGUGGUUUAUAAAGAAUCAGAGCCUGAAACAGAGCAAAAUGCAAAGGAAUCAAAGGAGUAAUAACGUGGAAGCGAAACUCCUCAAAGCACCAUGAAUAAAAGAAUGGAAUCACACUGUUGCUUUCAUCAACACAGACUUUCUCUGCCUUGUUAAUUCACACCGAAGAACCGGGAAAGAAUAUCAAUAUUAAUGUAAAAAUAUACUCCUGCUGUGCAAAAAAACAUUUCAGUUCCAACCACCACCAAGAAAAUAAAACAUUUGCAGCUACAGAAAACGCAUGUUUUGAGGGGAAGAUGAAAAACCAGAAACUCUAACCAUCAUUCCAAAGUAUAUGAGCUUUUUCCAGCAACUAGAAUCCCACAAGGGAGUACCUUCAAUGGAGAGAGAAGAGAAAUCUUACAACUAAUGUUUAAUAAUACUUGCUUAUGCGAUGGAUGUCAAUUUAAUUUCCUCCUUUCCUUUUGAUCUGCUAAAGACGGUCAGCAACUAUCAUACAAGUUAUCCUAUGGAAAUGAACGGCACAUGUUGGUUCCCAAUUUGAAUAUGCAUUAAUUUAUACUGAAGUAUGCUUAUCUGGUAAUAUAAAGAUUGGAUCUAUUUCUCCUCUGAAGUUUGUAUUAUUCAAAUGGUAACCCGGUAUUAGUUUUUAACUGACACUUGGUUUGACAGCAGUUCGUGUUUUUGUAAAAUAAAAAAAAACCUUAAUUAUUUGAAAAUGAAUAAUUUUAGGCAAAUGAGGUUUCACAGAUGUCUUAAUCAAAAGAUAAUGGAUAGAAGUUUGUUAGCACACAACUAGCUGUUACAGGUGAUGUCUAUAGGAAGAUGCUCAAAAUAGUGGUUCAGUAAAAUACUUAGCAAUGGUUCACAAAGGACAGAAUUUUUCAUUCGAAAUAAUUUCUUCAGUAUUCCAAGGCACCAUGAGCGACCUGGUAUCUAUUCUCAUAGCUUGUCCUGAAUCCUUAAAAGAAUUGUUACAGUAAAAUUAACUUGUUUGUUGAUAGUAAAGCCAGCAAAGGAAUAUUAGACAUGCUGAUUAUACAAAUGAACCGCUUUACCUACCUAGCAUGACAAAGGACAUCAUUUAUACAGAACUCAAGGUUAGUACUGAAGCAUUUUGAGUUCUGCUAAUUGAAUUACAUGUUGUUGCAUAUGAUGUCAAAUGCCAUGUGCAUGCUUAGAUGAUGCAAUGGGCAGCUGAGAGAAGCAGAAGAUUUGCACACUUGGCAUUUAAUCAGAUGUAGUUCGUUUGUUUACCAUUGCUAAAUAUAUUUUUGAUAGGAUUGUUUUAGUGACUUACCCAAUAUUUUAAACUGAACAUGAGUGAUUAAGUAUUUGAGAAUAUUUACAAUUGUAUCAACAGCUGACAUAAAUCUGUGUGCAUGAGUGCAUUAAAACACCUUAAUACAGAUAUGAUAUGCUCCAUAAUGGCUUUUUCUCCCCCUACAGCUCUAUGGUAUGUGUUCAUUGUAUCCUUUUACCUUCAUAGUGAAAUAAAUGUGCCAGAUGCA